AUGGCCAAUCCCAGCAUGUACUUCAACAUUGCUGUCGAUAAUGAGUCCCUGGGCCGGGUUACUUUCAAGCUCUUUGCAGACAAGGUUCCAAAGACAGCAGAAAACUUUCGUGCUCUGAGCACUGGAGAGAAGGGAUUUGGUUAGAAGGGAUCCUGCUUUCAUAGAAUCAUUCCUGGGUUCAUGUGCCAGGGUGGUGACUUCGCACGCCACAAUGGCACUGGUGGCAAGUCCAUCUAUGGGGAGAAAUUUGCUGAUGAGAACUUCAUCCUGAAGCACACUGGUCCUGACAUCUUGUCCAUGGCAAAUGCUGGACCCAACACAAAUGGCUCCCAGUUUUUCAUCUGUACUGCUAAGACUGAUUGGUUGGAUGGCAAGCAUGUUGUCUUUGGCCAAGUGAAAGAAGGCAUGAAUAUUAUGGAAGCCAUGGAGCGUUUCGGUUCUCGGAAUGGCAAGACCAGCAAGAAGAUCACCAUUGCUGACUGUGGACAACUCUCAUAA
Dromiciops gliroides (monito del monte) is the source of this 498-nucleotide messenger RNA. RefSeq names its product peptidylprolyl isomerase D (gene PPID). Gene Ontology annotation, molecular function: peptidyl-prolyl cis-trans isomerase activity. The record is from RefSeq and is a predicted model, not a curated record. NCBI's taxonomy places the organism in Eukaryota, Metazoa, Chordata, Mammalia, Microbiotheria, Microbiotheriidae. Gene Ontology annotation, biological process: protein peptidyl-prolyl isomerization.